GAUAUUUGAUUCGAGACGACCUAUCGAACGAUAGUCCGCCGUGCGCGCGCAUUCCUGUGAUUUUUCGAACAAGCGCAAGUCUACGACGAAGGUGUCGGUAAUUCACAACAUUGGAACUCGCGUGUCAGUCCAGGUGUGCUCGUCAUUCGGUACACUGUACGUUUCGAAUUACACUCUUAAGACACAUGAGAACGUACACUAUUGUGAUUACAGAACAAUUCAUAUGUCGAGAAAGAAAUUACGUGCUCCGUUGAAAUGAGCGAGUCCGUGAGAGUGGCCGUGAGAUGUCGGCCGAUGAACGCUCGGGAACUGCAGCAGGGAUGCAGGAAUGUAGUGACGAUCGACGGCCUGACAAAAUGCUGCACACUGGAGUGUCCAGCGGGCGGGACCGGGAAUGGCAAGGUGUACCAGUUCGACGCAACCUUUGGCCCAGAGGCCAGCACCGAGACGGUGUACGAGAACGUUGGGUCAGUGAUCGUGGAGGCGGUUCUGGACGGUUACAAUGGUACAGUGUUCGCCUACGGGCAAACUGGCUGCGGGAAGUCGCACACGAUGCGUGGAUUCAUCGAGCGCACCUUGGACCACCUCUUCGAAGCCACCUCGACCGCCAGCUCGGAGAUGAGGUACCUGGCGUUGCUCAGCUACCUGGAGAUCUACAACGAACGGUUACGAGACCUGUUGCAAGACGGUAUGAGCGACCUUCUGACCCUGAAGGAGGAUCCAAAUCGCGGGACGUACGUGGCUGGUGGUUUGAGGGAGGUCACCGUCAAAGAUGCAGCUGAGUGCGCCCGUUUGGUCGAACAGGGCGACAAGAGACGAGCUGCUGCGGCUACCAAGAUGAACGCAGCCAGCUCCAGGAGCCACGCUGUGUUGACGUUGUCGUUGGAGACGCUGGCCAUCAACGACGACAGCAAAACGGAGAACACGGUGAAGAGAGGCAGGCUUCACUUGGUGGACCUGGCUGGCUCGGAAAGACAAGCGAGGACGGGAGCCACUGGCGAUCGCCUGAAAGAAGCAGCCAGUAUUAAUUUGAGCCUCUCCGCUCUAGGGAACGUGAUCAGUGCUCUGGCCGCUGGCCACGGGCGACACGUGCCAUACAGGGAUAGUAAGCUGACGAGACUCUUAAGGGACAGUCUGGGCGGUAACGCGAGAACAUUGAUGAUCGCUUGCGUGAGCCCCAGCGACGUAGACGGUGAGGAGACUCUAAGCACCCUUAGGUACGCAGCCAGAGCCAGAUGUAUAAAGAACAAACCAGUGAUCAACGAGGAUCCAAAGGAUGCUCUGUUGAGGCAGUACCAAUUGGAGUUGCAACGUCUUCGCAAAAUGCUAGAGUCGGGUGACCAGUCGAUCAUAAAGCAAAUGCUUGGGAAGGAAGAGGACGACGACGAGCGUCCCGGACCGGGAGAAUUGGAGGAGGUCGAGAGACUGAAGAAGGAAUGCGAGAAUUCUCAUCUGUCGGCCCAGAGGCUCCGUGAGGAACUGGAGAAUCUCAAGUCCCGCUACGAGGCUGGGGUAAUCAACAACGCGGUUCCCAAACCCGUUUCCCAACAGCCAAUGGACGAACAGGACCUGGAACGCGAGGAGAGACGGAGGAAAAAACGCGAAGCCGCGAUGCAAGAAGUGUUGAAGAGGCUGGAGAAACUGACUAUCGGUGGGGAGGAGCAAGCGAACACGGAGUUGAGGAGACGCCGGGAGAAGAGGAGAAAAAAGCUAGAGGCUCUUGCUUCGGCGUUAGAGUCUAGCGCCCAAGAGGGCAACGGAAGUGUCUUCCAAGUCUACGGUCAGCUUAGGUCCACGGAAGACGCUCUGAAGCGGAUGGCGAAACGGGUGAGGCAACUGGAGGUCGAGGCGGCCGACCUCCAGGCUUCCUGGGACGCGGAACGUCGCGACCUUCUGCGCAGAGAGCUGCUGACGACUCAGAUCUGCGACGUGAUGGUCCCCCAUCUGCGACCCGGAUGUCCGUUUCGCGACGUGGCCGCUGUGCGCGCCGCGGCUACGUGGUGCGACGAGCUGGGUCGCUGGCGACUACCGGACGUCUCCUCGCCCCACAUUCCUCUUCCUCCGCCGUCGCUGGUGCCCAAGGAUAAUAAACCGUACUCCAUAGUGCCUUCCACCCCUGACCUUAACAAUAAUAGCAAUAGCAAAACCGCCGAGGACGAAGUGAGCAACGACGCAGACAACGAGGAGAGCAGCGAGGAGGCGAAGAAGCUGGACAUCGCCGACACGUACUUCCGCCGGAACAGAAUCGACAAACUUCUGGCGCACGUCAGGGAGGCUAAAACUUUUGAGCUGAAUAAUCGGAUUAGCAGGUCCGGCGGUUCCGAGGACUCGAUUCCGGCCGGAGGCAACUAUCUCCAACUGAACGCUCUUAAUCUACAAAGUAGCGCGCCGGUGACUGGCGAUGCGGAUGCCUACAAACCUACCCAACGUCUGCCAACUGGACGUUUCACUCGACCGGGUUGGAUGGCGGAGGAGAACUCGCUGAACAAAUGUCCCUUCCUCAACAUGGCGAAGAAGAACCCCCCGCGGAUAUUGGAGGCGUUGCCCUCCUACCCACAGGGUACAAACGGGACCAUUAAGUUUGGGAAUAAGGCUGUGUCGGAGAGGAUAUCCGAGAAGCUAUCGACGAGGCUGAUCCAGAACGAAGCUGUCGAGAGUCGACCCACGUUGGUCGGGCAUGCACGUUCCCCCACGUAUUGAAGGAUACAACUACGAUGGAACCUUGAAGCUAUGGAUCAGGGAGACGUCGAUGGACGUUCACGAGGUACCUUCGAUUGAAUAAUAAAAAUAUCAGAUCGCGUUAGG
Messenger RNA from Colletes gigas, 2805 nucleotides. RefSeq names its product osmotic avoidance abnormal protein 3-like. Bases 256 to 2700 code for a protein of 814 amino acids. Gene Ontology annotation, biological process: microtubule-based movement. Lineage: Eukaryota; Metazoa; Arthropoda; Insecta; Hymenoptera; Colletidae. Gene Ontology annotation, molecular function: microtubule binding; ATP binding; microtubule motor activity. The record is from RefSeq and is a predicted model, not a curated record. The transcript has 6 exons.